AUGGUAGUGGGCGAACAGGUUCUCUCACAGCGGCUGACAUCGAGCGGCGGGGGGUUCUGCUCAUGUACCGGCUCGUCGUUCGCGACCCCCGUCGCCGCCUCCAUCGGCGCCCUGGUGCUGGCCUUCGCAUCGCAGAUCGUGUGCUACGCGAACUAUGUGGAGGCCAGCGAGCAUAUCGACCCCAAGACUUUGCGCACCACUAACGGGAUGAUCAAGGUCCUGAAGGUCAUUAGUACGCAACCCGAGUUUGGCGGCCACUGGUCUUUGAACACGCAGAUGUUCUGGGCCUCUUACAAGCCCUAUAGGGAUGCCGAAAAGGAUGAGGAGAAGGCCCGAGAGCACGCCUGGGGCCUGAUAAAGGACGCGCUGCGUUCAUAA
Messenger RNA from Purpureocillium takamizusanense, 378 nucleotides. RefSeq lists its product as uncharacterized. Bases 1 to 378 code for a protein of 125 amino acids. The transcript has a single exon. Gene Ontology annotation, molecular function: serine-type endopeptidase activity. Lineage: Eukaryota; Fungi; Ascomycota; Sordariomycetes; Hypocreales; Ophiocordycipitaceae. The record is from RefSeq and is a predicted model, not a curated record. Gene Ontology annotation, biological process: proteolysis.